Molecule: messenger RNA, 1200 nt
Organism: Cucurbitaria berberidis CBS 394.84
Lineage: Eukaryota; Fungi; Ascomycota; Dothideomycetes; Pleosporales; Cucurbitariaceae
Product: Rox3-domain-containing protein
Exons: 1
Coding region: 1-1200 (399 amino acids)
Biological process (GO): regulation of transcription by RNA polymerase II
Cellular component (GO): mediator complex
Molecular function (GO): transcription coregulator activity
Source: RefSeq, a predicted model, not a curated record
AUGUCGGAUCCCAGCGCAAAACGGCAACGUUUGGACUCGAUUGGAAGAUUCUCUCCCGCCUCGCCGCCUUUUGACGUCGCCGCCUUGGCGGGACAGACGACAAAGACGCCCAUUCACCCUCGCACACCCACAUCGCCACCCUAUCCCUCGAUGAGUUCGCACUCUAAUGGAGCAUUUGCCAUGACUUCCACGGCCGCGUCCUCGGACAUGUCCCCGCAAUCCUCGGUUCCCAUGUCGCAGUCGCUCUCACAAUCGGCGACAUCGGCCUCUAUACUCCACCCAUUUCCGACCCCCGCAAGUACCGCUGGAGUCAUGUCCAGUGCAAAUCUUGACAGCGACGGCGAUGCGAUGAUGGACGACAGUGCCGAGGAUGACACAGUGCGGUUGCGUAACCACAGGCCUUCCAACCAUAAUCGGCAAGGCCAAUUUCUAUACACAAAGGACGGACGAUUAAGAGCUUCUGUGGGCACCUGCGGGAGUCUAUUGUUCAAAGCCCCCCAAGAAGAACACACAAUGUCGAGACCGCACGGCUCGCAAAAUCUUUUCGAUCUGUACAGUCUAAAUUCUCUGGCUAGCUCGGUCGCUAGAAACGAUCCGGUUACAGGAGAGAAGAUCAAUAAGCUUCGAAAAUCCUACGAGGGGCACAUCAAGUAUCUGCAGAUAGCAGGCAAGCCAAAGGCAACCAAGAUGGACAGAGUAUUCCUCGAUCCCCUCUUCAUACCCGAGGACGACUGGCACGUACUCAAAGUGCAAGGGAAAGAGCUAGAAAGAGCUCUGACCCCAGAUCAGACGGCAUUGGCUCCAGAGUUUGGCAAACUCCUCGAUGGCGCAUUUGCAGGCAUGGCUCCAGGCCCACUUCCAACGGCAGACACGGCUAAAUACCGUGCGUACAUCGGCACAGACGACACCGUGAAACCGAAGCCGCAAGACGGACCACCACAACGAACCACACCAUUCGCAUCGUCGGCGCCGACACCAAGCAAUCCCGCUACGCACAGGGGGGCAUCGAGACCAGAACGCACAGGAUCGAAACGACAGUACACAGACGCUGCAUUUCAAGGCUAUGGCGAAGGCUAUGGAGACGAAUACGCAGAUUCGACAGGCGGAGAGGAUAACGCCCAGGGGAACCUGGCGAAGCGGCGGAAGCUCCAAUUUGAACGAACAUCUCACUCCGUGGAAGUGGGCGGCGCACGACGAUAG